Molecule: messenger RNA, 1462 nt
Organism: Drosophila obscura
Lineage: Eukaryota; Metazoa; Arthropoda; Insecta; Diptera; Drosophilidae
Gene: Brms1
Product: breast cancer metastasis-suppressor 1-like protein
Exons: 3
Coding region: 117-1004 (295 amino acids)
Biological process (GO): negative regulation of transcription by RNA polymerase II
Cellular component (GO): Sin3-type complex
Molecular function (GO): histone deacetylase binding
Source: RefSeq, a predicted model, not a curated record
CGUUGUCCAACACUUUUUUGCUUCAGCUCUAGAAUCGCAAAAGUUUCCAUCAGAUUUGACGCCAUUGUUCCCAUCAGAUUUGACGCAAUUGUUCCAGUGGAAAAUCCAAAUUGUGCAUGCAUCGAGCACAGGUUUUGACCCGUACUCCGGACACACUCUGCACGAACAGGAAAAUGCCAGUGAAAAAUGGUGAUUCCGAUGGGGAAGGGGACGUCUCUGGGGCAGAGUCAGAGCGCUCCAACUCCAGCCAGGGCCGCGACUCCUCGGACGAGGAGGAGAACAACGAAUGCGACUCCGAUGACUCCUCCGAGAUGGACUCCAGUGACAUUGAGCGCAUCCGAGCCGAACACAUUGAGGAUUUGCUGAGUCUGGAGAGGCAGUUCAACACGCUGCGCGAGCAAUAUUACUUUGAGCGACUCACCUGGAUCGAGAGCCAACUGGCCGAGGUGCGUUCCGGCCGUUCCGAGGAGUUUGUGCAUCCCCAGAGGGACCUCGACAAGGUCUAUCGCACACGCAUAGAGGUGGCCGAUGUGCUCCGAAGAUUUCGUCUGCAGAAUAUCGAACACAAGUUCCUGUCCGAGGAGCAGGCGUGCGUCCAGCACUUGGAGAGCGAGAAGCAUAUGGCGGGCGACAACCUGCGAGAGGAACUGCUGGAGCGGAUACGCCGCCUGGAAGAGGAUCGCCACAACGUGGACAUCUCCUGGGCCGACUGGGGCACGGACAAGCGACAGAGCAAGGUGCGCGGGCCGGGGCGCAAGAAGGCCGUCACUGUCACGGGUCCCUAUGUGGUGUAUAUGCUGCGCGAGGAGGACAUCAUGGAGGACUGGACGAUCAUCAGGAAGGCGCUCAAGCGCACUUCCACCACCAGUUCAACGGGUCCGGGCACGGGCACGGGCCCAGUGACACCCACAUCGGGGACGAGCGCCCUGGUUGGACCCACUGUUGGACUGGGUCUCUCGGCACUCAGUGGCGGUGUUCCGGCAAUGGCCGGUGCCAGUGGAUAGCGGUGGGGGACUGCUGCUUGCGCCCCCAUGCGUACCUGACGGUGGCAGAGGCAGCAGCAGCUGCAACGGCAGAAGCAACAGCAGAGCUUCUCCCUAUCGACUCCCCCAUCCACACCGCCACUCUCCUCAUCCCGUUUUCCCGCCCACUUCUCCCACUGUGGCGAUCCAUGACGGGGAGGACAGUAAACGUUAAAUGGUAGGACUGGGAGUCGUGUCGUCCCACGUGCUAAGUCACCCCACCCCCAGUCACAGCACGUGACCCACCCUCCACCACCCCCAAUCCCACAUUAUCUCCCCCCUAAAUAGCUAGAUGUAGUUUAAGGCACAGUUCGCACUCUCAAUGUAAAUUUCCACUGCAACCAGGCCGAUCCCUUCGAUGUAAUUUAUGCUCUAUAUGUUUAAGCAAAUAAAGUAAAUGCAAUUAUUUUGUGACUGCAAGGUACUGCCUGCAGCCUUUC